AGUGGGAAAACACUACAUAUGUCGACACCAAAGACCAAGAAGAUAACAUACUAUAAGAAAACAUAGCCUGAUACAACCAGACGAGCGACCGGAACAUGUCAAUUCCUACGCAUUUCCUCACUAUCCUUGUGGCCGUCCUCGCCGGUCGAGCAAGCUGCAGUGCUUCGCUCUGGCAGCCAGAGAACCAGGCUGCGCUGUUCAUUUUCGGGGACUCUCUGUUUGAUUGUGGAAACAAUAAUUUCAUCAACACUACAUCACGGUUCCGGGCAAAUGUCUAUCCAUACGGAGAGAGUUUCUUCAAGCAUCCAACUGGAAGAUUUUCCGAUGGCCUAAUCAUGCCUGAUUUUAUAGCUAAAUAUGCAGGACUUCCAUUGAUUCCGCCAUACCUGAAGCCAGGAAAGUACCAGUUUAUGGGAGGGGCAAACUUCGCAUCUGCCGGAGCGGGUGCUCUUGCAGAAACAUUUCCUGGAUUUGUGGUUGACCUGAUGUUGCAGCUAAGGCAAUUCGAGCAUAUGGAGGAGCAGUUGAAGGAGAAUUUUGGGCAUGAAAUGGCUGAGAAAAUACUGUCGAAGGCAGUUUAUCUGAUCAGCAUCGGAAGCAACGACUACGCCUUCCCUUUCGUCGCGAACUCCGCUCUGUUCCAGUCCCAUUCUCACGAACAGUACAUGGCAAUGGUGAUUGGGAAUCUUACGUCAGUGAUCAAAGGAAUACAUAGCAAAGGAGGAAGAAAAUUCGGAUUCCUCAACUUAGGGCCAAUCGGUUGCCUUCCGGAUAUGAGAUCCCUGGCAGGAACUACUGGUUCUUGCUUAAAGGAACUCAACGAGCUAUCGAAGCUCCACAAUGGUGCUCUUAGCAGAGCCCUCCUAAGGAGCGAGCUAGACGAAUUCAAGUACUCUAAUUUCAACUUUUUUGAUGUUCUCAGGGAAAAGAUCAACAACCCUUCCAAAUACGGUUUCAAGGAAGGUAAGGAGGCAUGCUGUGGGUCAGGUCCCUACAGAGGGAGGUCAAGCUGUGGAGGGAGAAAUGGGGAGACGGAGUAUGAACUGUGUGCCAAUCCCUCUGAGUAUGUCUUCUUUGAUGCGGGUCAUCCUUCAGAGAAGGUCAACAAGCAAGUUGCUGAGCUGAUGUGGAGCGGAAGCACCGAAGUAAUUGGGCCGUACAAUCUGGAAGCGCUUUUUAAGCUUAAGUAGACAAAAGAAGUACGUAUUUGUUUUGGUAAGUUGAGAGUCCUAAUCCGACUUACAUUGAAUUGAAUAGUGGAACAAGUCGAUGUACUAGUGAAGAUGUUGGUCAAGUUUUUCAUUUUUAUGAAUAAUGAAGACAUGGAUGUCGAUUGAUCAAUUUGUCAACUAAGUGAUGGAUUCACCAUUGCUUAAGUACUCUUUGUUUGAAAAGGAUCAGUACUAUUGAGGAUUUACUGAGAUAGUCCAUGCUAUCGUUGCUCGAUUCAA
Punica granatum (pomegranate) is the source of this 1451-nucleotide messenger RNA. The record is from RefSeq and is a predicted model, not a curated record. NCBI's taxonomy places the organism in Eukaryota, Viridiplantae, Streptophyta, Magnoliopsida, Myrtales, Lythraceae.